This is a messenger RNA of Thrips palmi, 5808 nucleotides long. Its product is annotated as CREB-regulated transcription coactivator 3-like. The transcript is spliced from 14 exons. The record is from RefSeq and is a predicted model, not a curated record. Gene Ontology annotation, cellular component: nucleus; cytoplasm. Gene Ontology annotation, biological process: positive regulation of transcription by RNA polymerase II; protein homotetramerization. Gene Ontology annotation, molecular function: cAMP response element binding protein binding. The coding region runs from base 462 to 2402 and encodes 646 amino acids. Lineage: Eukaryota; Metazoa; Arthropoda; Insecta; Thysanoptera; Thripidae.
GGGCACAGGCACGGCCCAGCCGAGACUUUGGGGCAGCGCUGCCCAGCUCAGCGCCUCGCCAGCCUGCCCGCCUGCCUGGCCGAGUUGAGCCGAGCCGAGCCGAGUCGCUGAGCAACCAGGAAAAGCCAAGUCCGUUCCGUGGUCCGUCUGGCGGCUCCGCGCUCCGCGGCUGGCUCUGGCAGCUCUGGCUCUCGGCCCGAGGAGACGGAGACGGGGAUAUACACGGGAAGGGGCCUUUCGCUCCGCUUCGCCUUCGUCAGAUCGCCUCGCCACAGUGCGCCGCGCCAGGCCGAUCUGUGCCGUGCUGGUGGCCGAGUGCCGUGUGUGCUGCUAAACAUUGCCAGUGGAGUGUGCGUGUGUGUGUUGUUGUUGUGUUUUGCUGGGGCCUAGCCUGCUCUGAGGCGCGCCCAAGCAGCCCCAGUUGUUGGAGUAGUCAUCGGCGAUAACCUUCAGCGGCCAGGAUGACGUCGCCGAGAAAGUUCGCCGAAAAGAUCGCCCUGCACAACCAGAAGCAGGCCGAGGGCACGGCCGAGUUCGAGCAAGUGAUGCGCGACGUCCACAAAGCCGUCAAGGCAGAUGCAAGGAAGAGUGUUGGAAUUAGUCAAACAGAGGAAACACAAUCCAGUUGUGCCUCACAACCUAUACUUGCAAAGGCUGGUGUCCAAGCCAGCCCUGUGGUGGUUUCGAAGAUUCCUGGACAGCCGGCCGGCCCGAGCCCCGCGCUCAGCCCCGCGCCGAGCCCCGUGCCCAGCCCCUCGCCCGCGCUCAGUCCGGCGCUCAGCCCCGCCGACGAGCACCAGGCCCCUCCAGGGGGCGGCGGCGGCGGUGGCGGCGGCGGGCGGGGGCGUAGCGCCGGCGUGGGGCCCAUGCGGUCGCGGCCCGUGGACAAGCAACGCCUCGACACGUCGCCCUAUGGCACCCCCAUCUCCAUGGGCUCCACCAUGGGGCCGUACCUGUCGCCGCCCGCCGACACCACCUGGAGGAGGACGCACUCGGACUCCGCGCUGCACCAGAGCUCCACCACGCCCAUGCAGGACUCGCUCCUCAGCCCCCUCAGCCCCGCCACGGCGCGACGCGUGGACCACCACCAGGCCAUGGCGGAGCAGCGGAACCGCCGGCACUUGUCCGCGUCGCCAACGUCUCAACCCAGAGCGAGUUCAAACAACAUGUAUCAGCUUCAGCAGGAGAUGCAGUCUAUCCCCACCGGCUCUUUGCCAGAUCUCACAAAUCUACACUUCCCUCCACCGUUACAUACACCUUUGGAUCAGGAUGAUUCCAAUUCCAUUUAUGGAUCUAGUCCAAGAAAUAAUUCAACAUCCAUGCUCUCUCCGACUGGGCAGAUACCAGGGGGCGAUAGAUUUUCGUACUCUCCUCACACAUCACGAGGCCCAAGCCCAGAACCUGGCCACCACAGUCCCCACAGCCCACACAGCCCACACAGCCCACAUAGCCCACACAGCCUUCAAAGUCCCCUCAGCCCACACGGCCCGCACAGUCCUAAUUCACUUACUGUGCCAGGGCACUUUAGGUUUCUGCAUGCUUGUAAGGGCGUGAUUCAAGAUAAUGGAGUUGAUCUACAACCACAACGGCAGGAGAACCAUCAACAGCAGCAGCAACAGUACCUGUAUCAGCACCAAGACGAUUCUCAUUUAGUAUCUCAUAUGAAUGCAUCAUCACCAAUUAACAUAAACAAUACCAACCUCCAGCAUUCUACACAUGAUAUCACAUCAUUGAACUCGUACAGAAAUCCACAAUGUAUCACAAGACCUAGUCCUCAGAGCUCACCUAGUCUAUCAGCUCAGCAUUACCGUUGCAACAGUCCUCAUAGUGCCCCGCCGAGUCCUAUAUCGGUUGGAAGUUCUCCAAGCUAUAUUCCGGAGAACAGCUUCUACUCUCAAGCCCAGGCUGCGUUACAGCAAGGACUUGAGCAGUUUUCUAUGCAAGGACUGGAUUUAUGUCAGCUUGUUCACUCACUUGUGGAGAAUAGUUCAACUUGGGAUACUGAACUUCAGUCUGAUGAUCCGCUGACGCAAGUUCAUGAGCUUACUCCAGAUCCAGGCUAUUUCAGCACCUCUCCUGCUCAGCUUCAUUACUCACAGAAUCAAAGUCAUGGUCACCAUAACAACAUGUGCGAUUCAAGAACACAACAACCUCAAACCCCAAAUACACCAACAAGUAUUCCAGACAUAAUUCUGACUGAUGCUGAUGAUCUAGCCAAAGAACUUGGCUCUGCUAUUAAUGUUGGGUCGCUGGAUCUAGAUGACUUUCCUAGUGAAGCACUAAGAGAAAGUCUGAGUAGAUUAGAUGCUGAAGCUCUUGAUAUGCUUACAAACCCCGACAUGGGCAUGGUUACUGACCCAGCUACGGAGGCUCACUUCCGCUUGGAGAAUGACAACAUGUAGUGUUCAGCCCAGGCAGAUUUUGACCCUGAUUUAGAUCUUGUCCUGGAGAUAGGACUUGAACUGGAUCAGGAAAACUCUGCCUGAAGAUAAGUAAUUCUUUUACUUAAAACAAAAUGGACUUUUGUGAUGUGUCUUAUCACAAUAUUUUAUUUUAUAAGUUUUCUAUCAAUGUGUAAAGUUUUUCUUAAGAGUUUUAUUGUUCAGAAAGAACACCUUAUGUUAACAGUGAUAUGAAUCAUCUUGGCACAGCUUUGUUGAGGAAAGCACCUGAUAUCUGCUACAUUUCAAGUACAAAUGAAGCAAUUUAUGCUAAGUCAAUCAUGGUGGCAAUACCAUUGGACUAUUUGGACCAUCUAAUGAUGUUAAGGUGGUUUAAGAAAUCAAUCAAAAAUUGACUUGUCUGAUAUCACUGUAGCACAGUUACUGAUUUUUGAAGUUUUCAGAAUGUCUCAUCCUUCACUUUAAUAUGCAGUCUGGAAUGCUGCGCUAUGACAAAAUGUGUUUGAGAAGGCCAAAUUUUGGUUGAACCACCCGUCCAUUUUUGUCCACUGUUCUAGACCAGUUAUGUUUAUGUAUGCUACCACGAGCUGUGUGUGUUACUUAAAAUAUUGAAUUUGUUUUAUGUGGAGAGCAAUUUACUUUUGUCAUUAAGGAAAAACGUCUGGUUAAAGGAGUGUAAUGAACUGUGUUGUCUAAUUCUUCAAUUGCUAUAUUUUUGGUAGCAUGCAUCCUGUAUCAAUUAUACUACCUUUGGCACCACAUAACUUAACAGAAGUAUUCUUUAUGCUAUGGUGCUUUUUGUUAAUGUUUUCAUAUAGACUAUUCACAUUUUUUUAGCUUCUUGUUACUUUAAGUACUCUGUAUACAUGGCUGUGAAUAUGUAAUUUGGAAACUACAGCAAUUGAUAUCUGCAAUUAGUGUUCUAAUUGGGGAGAUGAAUAUGAAAUUUGACUUGGUUGUUAGAUAUGUAUCAGCUAGCAUACUUUCGUUUCUACUUACAUGAAUGUAAAUCAUUGUGAGCUGAACUUUUGCAGUAUUUGUACUUUCAAAAGGCUUCUACAUAACUUGUUAAAUAUGUUCAAUUUAUUGUAUUUUAAACUAUUUGUUGACAGUGAUUGCUUGUGAAAAACUUUGUGGCACAAAUUGUUUCACUUAACUUUAUAUCAUGAGUUGUGGUGGAAUGUAUAUUGAAGCAAUUCUGUGAUAAUGUGUAAUGUUGCUUCUGUUAAACAUUUUAUCACUUUUAAAAUUGAAGAUUUUAGAGAAUUUAUUGACAAUGUCAUAUUCAAUCUUUUUAUAGUUUAUCUAUGUAUUAUUUCUUUAUUAGUUUUUUUUGUUAUUUUGUUCUUUAUAGUUGUAGGUUUUGGAAUUUAAUUCGGCUUGUUAGUGUUUUGUUAAUGAAUGGCAUUUUAAAAAUACAGACUGAAUACAAUCUCUUCAAGUUCACUGAGUUCCAAGCUGUGCUUCUGUGCUGCUCUUUGAUGCGGUGCUCGUGAUAUUGAUUUUCAGAAGCGCACAUGUUGAUAUGCAUUUAAGUAACAACUGGCUGAUGGAAUAUUUUGUGUGCGUACGUUUUGGUCCCGGCAUAUCAUUUUUUAGGAUUUUGGAGACUGAACAUGACGGUCACGAUUUAAAGACGAUUCGUAGUGGCAUGUUUUGUGUGCACCAUGUGAAACUCAUUGGCUAUAAAUAUAAAAAAGUGUAAGCGGCUCUUCACAUUUUGAAUGACUCUGAAAAACAGUGUGAACCUGUGUUUUUUUUUUUUAAACCAUCAAAUGACAUUUGGACAAAAGCAUAUUCAGGAUCUCAAGAAGUAGCAUUUGUAGUUGCUACUUUUUUGGAGAUUCAGCAAUCGUAGCGCUAAAUUUUCAUUACCAUGCUUAUGUGACCUUAAGAUUGUCUCAAGAAUUUAUCCCCUUUCCAUCAAUUUGCAUUCAUACUAUAUGCCUGUUUGUCUUUUAAAAUUCUGUUUCAUUUUACAUUAGUUUUGUCACUUGCCUUCACCUUAAGUUGCUAAGAUCUUGUGCAGAUUAAUUGGAUUGUCAAGGCCAGGUUGUUUCCUUCAUCUCUCUGGCCAACAAUAUUGGAUCUUUUAUCUUUUGUUCAGUCCUCAAUAUCCGUCUCGCUCCUGAUUGUGUAUCAAAACCAUUUUCACAAUUGGUAGAGUUUGGUUAAAUGUGUUGACUAGCUUACCCAUGAGGUACUUUAUGGUAGGCUCAUUCAGGCUGAGAAAAUCUGCUGGCCAUGGUUUUCCUUUUUCUUGUUGCAAAUAUUUGAAGGAACAUGUUUGUGAAGGGCUACUUCCUGGUGCCUCGUGAUUGUAACCGGAUUCUACUUGUUCUCUCUGCAUGUGCAAGCUUUGUUAUGUUUAAAACUUAAUUAAGUUGUCUGUCUUAACAUCACAGCUGAACAACCGGCACCGUUCUCAUCCGACGUACCUGACCGUAGGUUUAAGUGCUGUGUUCAUUUGACAGGCUGAAUUUCUUUCAAGUAUAUCUUCUGUGCUUAGUGCUAAGAAUUUUUAGGUUUAAGUUAUGAGACUGGUCUACCUUGGUGUGUGGGCUAGAAACUUUUUAUGACUUGACUGAAUGACCACAAAUUACAGUUGUGAUUCUGGCAACCUUAUUCUUUACUUUUAUUGGUGUUCCAUUGUAAAUAUUGAGUGGCUUGUGUAAUGAUUGGAAGUGCAAAUACUUUUAAGUGUUUAUAGCUGAAGUUCAUUCAAUAAACAGGGAAGCAUUAACUUUGUCACUCCACAGUGUCUGUUGAAAUACAUAAGCAGUAUCUUUGGAAGAAGCCACUUUUCUCUUAAAGUAGAUCAAAACAUUCUUGUCAGUAUUCGAUGUUUAUUGCAAGCUUCUGUGAUGCAGGCUCCUGUUUGUGCCAAAAUCGUGUGUUUGAAAAUUUGGCACCUACUUUUGAGUAUGAAAAUUGAAUAAUAUUUAUUAUAAAUUUGACUAAAUGGUUCCAACUAACAGAAUAUUGGGAUCUGUUACAAACCAUGCCUCUGGACGGAUGCAUUGAAACACGCACAUGUAUUGAUCUGGAUGAAGCUCUGAAAGCGAAACUAGAGAAAGAAUAGCAAAAUGCACUAGUCCAUGGUGUUUUACAGUAUGUCAUUUUAUGUGGACUUGUGAUUGAAUGAACUUUGCCACACAAACGGCUGAGGGAAAGUGUGUAUAAAAUUGUCAUGUAUUUUGGGCUUGACAAUGCCAUAUAUAACUGCACGUGAAAUUUUUCUAUUAGAUUAUUUAAAAAUUAUUUAAACAUUUUUGCCUGUCUAUUAUCUCUGAACAGUUGUCUUGUUAGAAGUGUCGAACCAAUUAACAUACACCAAUGUUCCAGUAGAUCUUUUUUACUUUCUUGUUGUUAAGAAAUAGUGCAAAUUAAAGACAAUGAAAACCAU